Mycena citricolor is the source of this 4751-nucleotide messenger RNA. Lineage: Eukaryota; Fungi; Basidiomycota; Agaricomycetes; Agaricales; Mycenaceae. The record is from the annotation of a GenBank genome assembly.
CUCGAGCUUGCUUAGCUCAAGAGUACUGAACACUGGCUUCUAGGCCCCUUUAUACCUCACUAGAAGGCUUUCUGCUUCAAGCUGCACGCUGCCACUUCGAGUCAUGUGGGGACUGCACUGCCGCCUACCAUGACAGACAGCAUUUUUUGCUUACCCGUCUUGGAGUAUUAACAUCUUCCAGUUCCUGAGUUGUGGCCCUACUAAUUGGCUGGCAGCGUACUGGAUAUCAGAUGGGAUGGGGUGAUAGCCCAACUCGCCCUCUGCGAUGCAGUGAUAGGCACUCCUGCAUCUCGCUCAAUGCGAUAUCCCAUCUUCGUACUACUCGUCGCACUGACGUCUGCGGCUACAGGCGCGGUUGCGCGUCCUGUCCCGGCACCGAUGGCGGACGAGGAGGAGAUCUCGUGCGAGCGCAAGCGCCGGGACGUCUCCGUGGACAGCGUGAACCAGGGAUGGACGGUUGAUGGGGACAACAACGGUUGGAGCGUUGACGGGGACAACUACGGCUGGACAAUCAACGGCGGAGGAGUCGUCGUGUCUGGCGGCGGAGACGGAGGCGGAGGUGGCGGCGACGGCGGAGGGUUUGGAGGCGGCGACGGCGGAGGUGAUGGCGGGGGUGAUGGGGGAGGUGGCGGCGGAGGUGGCGGCUGCUAGUAACAUGGCUCGGGCCUCAUGCCCCUGGAAAUUUCUCGCGAGUGGUGAACUUCCUUUCACGUCUCUGAGGCUAUCACCCAGAAUCUUGCUGUAACGCAUCCGCAGAGAGAUAUGAAUCAUCCGAGAUUGACUGAUUCGCCAAGCUGUCGCCGACCGCACUAAAUUUCUUGAGUACGAGGGUACCGCUGUUCUAUGCGUACUUAAUCCGCGUCCUGGUCCACUCUCUCCAGGUACUGCGCUCAAUUUCCUGAACACCCCCGUCUCAAAUGCAGUUCACACGUCUCCUCGCUCUGGCAGCCCCAGUCGCACUCGGACUCGCUGCCGCAGUGCCGCGCCAGAACACGGAGAACAUAGCCUCCACGAAGCGAGAACCGAUCGAAGCCCGGCUACUUGCUGUCGAUGGAUACAACAGCGGAUGGUCUAUCGAGGGGAACAACGACGGCUGGGUCGUGGAAGGGAACAACAACGGCUGGUCUAUCGGCCGCAAAUAGAUACUGAGGGAAUACAUCAUUGAAACUUUCCGAAUGACUGGUAUAAUCAAUGCAUGAGAUCACAAUGUCAAACGGGGAGAGAUUCUCCGUUCGCACAAUACGACUCGAUGCCUUGCUGGUAUCAUGGGCUGCAUCGAGCGUGUGGGGCCUAUCAGAAUAACAAAUUCUUGGUCAUCUCAUUCAUUGCAGACUGAGGCACUAGAAAAUAAGUCCGCCCGUGUUGAAGCGAACAACGAACAUCUGCUGAUUGUCCUUCGAGCCAUCCGCCAGCAGCCCCUAUCUGCCUUUCAGUGUACAGCCACCUGUCGUAGAUUCGAUCAGAAGGUUUACUCAAUUUGGCCACGAGGCGUCGAGUCUGGGAAUAUGCCAACUUAGCACAGGAUAAGCAAUAGACUUGCCGCUAUUCGCGCGCCGCGGACAUGCUUUCAUGCCCCGGUUUUCGCCAGCGUUACACUGCAGCACACCCGGCCCUGACUAAUAUCUUGUUUCUCCCUCCUGCGUCGUCUAGGCCGGCCGCCAUCAUCUCUAUACCCGGGUUGUUCGUGGAGACGACGUCAUUUGCGCGUAACCUAGGGGACUGGGGAGAUUUCACAGCAGAGCCCAUCGAUACAUAACCGGACGAGGGAACAUUUUUGCUCGUUGUCUUCCCCUCCUACAGCCAUGGCCAUGACCCAGCGCCCACCGCGCAACUGCGACUACGAGCCGCUCCGCGCGUCCGUUUUGGACGUAUUCGAGCAGCUGGGCGCUUUCGACGACGACAGCGGCAUCGUGGAGUGGAUCUUUCCAGAGGUGCGGGAUGAGAAGGCGUCGCGGCCGAGGAGGCGGGUCAAGCUGACCGAGGUGUUCGACGACGACGACAACGACGAGAUGGCGUCGGCUGCGGCGAGCGACCCACCCCGGCAAUCCCGCACGUCGCGUUUCCUGAAAGGAAUCCGGUCGCGGUCGAAGUCGGGCACCAGGAAGGAUGUGAAGGAGAAAGAUAAAGAUAAGGGGAAACCAUCAGCACCGAAGCACAAAUCCGCGAAGAAGUCGAAAUCUUCGCCGAACCUACGCGAAGAAGGGUCUUCCGUGCCGCUUCCAGAGCCCAUCAAGCUGAGUGCGAGCACGGCUUCGGGCGAGCGCAGGGCGCGGAAGAUCUCUUUGUUCUCGCGCAAGGAGCCCUCGCAGACUGCGGAGCUUCCCUCGCGGCCAUCCAUCUCCGACGAAGAGUGGCAGCAGAUCACGAUGACGGGAUCUGUCGCGGACUAUGACGACAACCCGUUCCUGGGCCACGACGGCAGCGGGAGUCCCCUCGUGCGUGCUUCCCGCGGCCACCGCGCCCGUGCUGACGCGACUCACCCACAGCCGCCGCUGCAGGCGAAACGCGACGGAGGUCUGCACGGGCGCAUCUCGAGGAUCGCGAGCACGUUCCGGUCGUCCACCUUGGGCCCCGCCAACACCACCCCCGACACGUCCGUCUCGGCCGGCGCGACGCCGCGCUCGAGCCCCCGCCCGAGCGUCACGCUGUCCGCGUCCCCGCGCCCAAGCGCCGACUCGGCGAAGCGCAGUCUGCGGCGCACCAGCGGCACCGUCGUGUCCGAGGCGGGCUCCGCCCUGGGCGUGCGCGUGGUCCAGUCCCCGUUGCGCAGUCGGCCUCGGGGGGACACUGCUGAUGAUGACGACGAAGACGCCGGGUCGAUGACGCAUUCGAACGCGUCGACGAGCACGCUGCAAGCUGUGCCGGCGCCCUCGUCUGGCUCGGAGGAGGGAGCGUCGGCUGUUGUGCCGCCCCCACUGGACGACGACGAGGACUUUGCGCUGGAGACGACGUCCCAGAUCGACCAUGUGCGCACCCACCUUUCUGAUAUCACCGAGGGAGAUGGGUCGGAGGCUUCGCAGAGUCAGAGGAACUCGCGCGUCUCGACGGAGGAGACGGUCACUGCCGUGGAUGAUGAUGAUGGGAUCAAGUUAGAGCAUCGAUGAUCGUAGGGGGUGCUUGUGAUUUUCUUUUGGACUUUCGGAUUCUGGUUUUCGGCUCACUUAGUUGCGUCCCUGUAUGUAUGCUCCGCUUAUUUGUAGUCCUUACAGCCCUGUUUAAUAACAAUAGAGCCUCGUCGUCCCUACCAUGCAAUAGUAUCAGAGACACUUACAUAACCAUAACCCUACUAUACGGCAGCACUUGUCGUCCGCCACCACACCACCACCCAACACCACCAUCCCGCAUGUCCUAUUUUCUUCCCCAUCUGCCGUCGGGCUGGCACGUCGACGAAGCGAUCAAAUCCGAGGAGGACCGUGUGGUGGUGAUCCGCUUCGGACAUGACUGGGACUCGCAGUGCAUGACGAUGGACGAGACGCUCUAUGCCGUCUCGGAGAAGGUGCAGAACUUUGCGGUCAUCUAUCUCUGCGAUAUCACGGAGGUGCCGGACUUCAACAAGAUGUACGAGUUGUACGAUCCCUGCACGGUGAUGUUCUUCUAUCGGAACAAGCACAUCAUGAUCGAUCUGGGCACGGGUAACAACAACAAGAUCAACUGGGCUAUGGAUAAUAAACAGGAGUUAAUUGACAUAAUCGAGACGGUGUAUCGCGGCGCGUCGAAGGGUCGUGGUACCAUCAUGCAGUACUUCCUCGCUGUCCUCGCCUCAUUCUUCGCUGUCUCUGCGGCUGUCCCGCUGCUCCCCCGGGCAGCGGAGAUGGCCAACGCUACGGAGAUUCUCCAGUACGCGCUCACGCUGGAGCACCUCGAGGCUACCUUCUACGCCAGUGGUCUUGCAAAGUACGACAACGCCGCCUUCACCAAGGCUGGAUUCCCGUCCUGGGUCCGUGGCCGCUUUGCGCAGAUUUCACAACACGAGGCGGGCCAUGUCGAUUUCUUGACCAAGGCGCUCGGUAACGAGUCCGUUGCGGCAUGCAACUACAGCUUCCCCCAUACCGAUCCAGCCUCGUUCGCGGCUCUUGCCGGCAUUCUCGAGGGCGUUGGCACGAGCGCAUACCUCGGUGCCGCGCACUUCCUCACAGACACGACGCUGACGGAGGCGGGGUCCAUCCUCGCCACGGAAGCCCGCCAUGCGGCGUGGCUGCACUCGGCGGUGCUGAAGCAGGAGCCGUGGAGUGGGGCGUACGAGACGCCGCUCGACCUGCGCCAGGUGUUCUCGCUGGCGGUGCCGUUCAUCACGAGCUGCCCGUCAUCAAACCCCGCGCUCCCGCUCAUGGCCUUCCCCACGCUCAAGUUCACCGGCCCUAAAAAUGGCGCCGUGACGCUCGAUUACCAGACGAACCAGACGGGCGAUGCAUUCCUGGCGCUGUUCACCGGUGUCAACACACUCUUCGCUCCGAUCGUCAACAAGACCGCGAAGCUCCCCAGUAAUCUGCAGGGCACCGUGUAUGCCGUAGUCAGCUCGAACGGGUCUGCUGUCAGCGACGACACCACCCUCGCUGGUCCUGCGAUCAUGCAAUUCCCCUUUGGCGCCGAUGCUAAGAACCCUUGAUUCAUUGGUCUUGCGAACUGUCUUUGCAUCUUGUUGUGUCUCCCAUUCUGUGUAUCACUACGUACUGAUUCGAAUAUGACUUCUUUUAUUGUCGCAUGUGCCGUUUAGUCAAAAAAAAUAUUAUUACUGCGUUGCAGGAUCUCAA